CGCCCUCUUCAAACAUUGUCAUAGCCACAUUUACAUCGGUAAACUUCCUCAAAUAUGCAGUUAAGCCAUUAACUUCCUCUCUGAGGGGUGAACUCUCUCACGUCCUACAGACUUCAAUACUUUCAACAGAAGCGGGAUUACGGUCCUCAGGAGCAUCUGAUAUGUUUGACUGCUGAAGUCGAGUCACUUUUCUAUCAUGCAGAGCAUCAAGUGUGUGGUUGUGGGGGAUGGAGCAGUUGGAAAAACCUGCCUGCUCAUCUCGUACACGACCGGCGCGUUCCCCAAAGAGUACAUUCCCACCGUGUUCGACAACUACAGCUCCCAAGUCACUGUGGAAGGCCGCACCGUCAGCCUCAAUCUGUGGGACACAGCAGGCCAGGAGGAGUACGAUCGCCUUCGCACGCUGUCCUACCCUCAGACCAAUGUCUUCAUUAUCUGCUUCUCCAUCUCCAGCCCCCCAUCCUAUGAGAACGUCAAGCACAAGUGGCACCCAGAGGUGACGCACCACUGUCCUAGCGUGCCCAUCCUGCUGGUGGGGACCAAGAGUGAUCUUCGCAAUGAUGCGGAUGUGCUGAAGAAGCUGAAGGAGCAGAACCAGGCACCCAUCUCACAACAGCAGGGCCAGGCUCUGGCUCGCCAGAUCCACGCCAUCAAGUACCUGGAGUGUUCGGCACUCAGCCAGGAUGGCAUCAAGGACGUCUUUGCAUACGCAGUGCAUGCCUUCCUCAGUCCUCAACCUGUGGCUCAAAAGAAGCCCUGUAUACUCCUCUGAAAACACAGAGAGGAUAGAGCCAUUUUAAUUUAAUUACACCCAGGAAUGCAUAGAAAUGGUGGGAAUGUUAUGGAAUGUUUGAAAGAAUAGGUUUUCAGUGAACAAUGACCAAGAAACACAGCCUUAAUCUGUGAAAUUAGAGAAAUACAAGAUUAAGUAAAAUAUUAGGAUUUUACACUGUACUGAGAUCCCUACUGAUUGCUUUUUUUUUUUUCUUCAUAGAAUUUUAAUGGGAGAGAAUGUGUUUUGGGAUUUCAUAAGACCACUAAACCUUUUGAUACCAUCCUCUGGUAUUUUAGGAAUACAUAAAACAAAGUAUAGAGGAAGUAAUCCCUUAAACACAUUUCAGAGUAAAAGGGUUUUUAGUUCCUUUUUUUGUGUUUGGGGACUUUUUAAUACUAUUGGCUAAUGAAGUUUUUCCUUUUUGCAUUUACUUAAAAAAAAUAAAAAACUAUCUGAGAAUUUAUUAGUACUAAUAAUAUUAUUAUAAUGCCCAAGGCAUUUGUUCUGUGAUUGGGGCAUCCUUGAAAACAGACCUUUAGUGUAAUUAGUGACUAUAAAUAGCGAUGGUGAACAGUCGUUCACACAGAAUGUGUUCUUACGCUCAAGACACAGCUGAAUGUAAAGGAAAAAAAGCAGAGUUUAGAGAUGCUAAACGUUGCAUGCACUUUGACACAGCAUCCUUAAAAUGCAGUGCUUGUCUGUGAGAGUUUGUAACAACAGAAAUAAUAUAGCGCAACCGAUCCAUCCCAUUUUUCAGAAGCCUUU
Molecule: messenger RNA, 1540 nt
Organism: Carassius carassius (crucian carp)
Lineage: Eukaryota; Metazoa; Chordata; Actinopteri; Cypriniformes; Cyprinidae
Product: rho-related GTP-binding protein RhoG-like
Exons: 2
Coding region: 197-772 (191 amino acids)
Biological process (GO): establishment or maintenance of cell polarity; small GTPase-mediated signal transduction; cortical cytoskeleton organization
Cellular component (GO): cell projection; cytoskeleton; plasma membrane
Molecular function (GO): protein kinase binding; GTPase activity; GTP binding
Source: RefSeq, a predicted model, not a curated record